AAUGCAACGUUCUUGUUAUGGCGAUAUUUUGUCUGAUAAAAUAAAAGAAAAUGGUCAUCUUAAGAAAGAAGUGUCUAUUCCUUUGGAUAAUUCUUUUCGUCAACAAAUUGACCCUAUGUCCGUUUCUUUACCAAAUGUCUUGGCUCCAUCAUCUUUACAAACUGAUGGAUAUGAAUUUUAUGCACCAAUUAAAUCCUUAAGUGGAGAGAAUUUUAAUAAAUUUCCUCAACAUUUGAAUGAUACAGACAAUAAUUCUGAAGGUUCAUACAGAUUAAGUAAACGGCUUAAUAAUGGAGUAAAUGACAGUGAUCAACAAAAUUCUUCUCGUUCUGAUAUUUAUUCUUCCUCAUCGUCAACUGUCGCUGCUGGCAGCAAUUAUGUUGAUCCAAGAGUUUAUCAAACAACUUUUACAACUAAAAGAGUUGGAAAUGUUAUUGUUAAAAAAGUUACUUUGCCUGAAAGUACUUCAGAGCCGUUACAAUGUUCUGAUAAUUUUUCAAUUGCUUCUACCUCAGCAACAACUACAACAACAGCAAUGCGUCGUCAACAGCUUCAAAAUACCAAAGCUUCAGCAGUUGUUCAUUCGCCUAGUCCUAUUAUUGAAGGAAAUAAAAUAAAAUCUUCCAUCCCAUCGGUAAUCCAUGACGGAGGAACGUCAACAAAAACUUUUGGCCAACAACCUGGUAGUGAAUUUACUUCAUCCUCCGCUUGUUGUUCCGAUUAUUCUAUAGCUUCUUCAUCUGCCCCAGCUUCAACUCGUAGUUCUGAUGGACAACGAAGGAUACGUUAUGCACCUUCAGCAAGUUGUGGUUCUUCUGACUUUAAAAAUCGACUAAGAAAUGAAAUUCCUGUUGCUAUAGAUUAUCCUCCUCCAAAUAACAUUUAUUCGUCUUGUGGUGGUGGUGGACUUCCUUCAAUUAUCCGCCCAGUUUUAAUUUCUUCUACACGUGGAAGUACUUCAACACCUUCUAAUUUUGGACAUUUAGGAAAUAGAAAACCUUUAGUGAUUAGAACACCAACUAUAGGAGAUAAAGUGCCAAUUACAAAAUCGGAUAGUGAUGCCACCAAUGCUGCCAAUAAUGACAAAACUGAAAAUAAAAAUGAAGAGGAAAUUGAUGCUUCAAAUCGUGUUGGUCCUCUUCCUGGUCGUGUUAUUUGUAAAGAAGAUUUGGUAAUAACAAUAGACGGAAUUGAUAUUAAACAACAACCAACAACCUUAUCUGCAAAAUCAAAAAUGGAAGGAACACGGCCCGUAAUUGGUCCAAAACCGACUGGUUUAAUUAACAAGAAAGAACCCGAAGCAACAACAGAAAAUAUUAACAAAUUAUUGGAUCCACUUGAUAGUAUUUUAAAAGAUGUUCUUUCAUUAAAUGAGACAUUAAACUACAAUAGUGGCAUUGCUCAACCAGCAACUUCAAAUACAAAUAGAAGACGUUUACCGACAGCAAUUUCUAUUGAAAGCGAAGAAAGACCAGAUUUACGAACUGUACAUUUAUUUAAUGGCGAGGAAGAAGGCGAUGAUAAUGAUGCUGGAAAUGUUCCGUAUACUUUAACUGUAAGAGAAGUUGAAAGUGUAGGAAGUUGUUGUCAAGCUGAAACAAGUCAACAACAACCAGAUGGAACAAUAACUAAAGAACGAUUACCAAAAUGUGAACAUAAAGGAAGACAUGUAAAUAAACAAAUUGAAUUGGUUCAUCGUCGCAGACUUCCAUCACAAGAUUCAUAUUCGUCCCAAGAUCAUUCCAUUUCUCCAACAAAUCCAGAUUCAAAUAUCCUUGAAUAUAUGAUGAGAAAAAGAUCAAAAAGUCAAUCAAUUGAACAACAAAAUCAGAAACAUGUAGCAGUAACUACUCGAACAAAUCGGACAGAUGAACGGCGAUUUACACAACCAGUCACUAAACAAGCCGAUCAGGAAAGAAUAACUGAAGAAUUAAAAGAACAAUGUCCAGAUACGUCAAAUAAAUGCCUUUUGGAGACAGAUUUUUAA
Molecule: messenger RNA, 1987 nt
Organism: Meloidogyne enterolobii
Lineage: Eukaryota; Metazoa; Nematoda; Chromadorea; Rhabditida; Meloidogynidae
Source: the annotation of a GenBank genome assembly